AUGCUUGAUUUAUCAGUUCUUUGGUUUGCUUAUCAGCUUAUCUUACCGCGGGCCUCCGAGCUAGCGGACCCCAGGUCAACAAUCUUCUUGGAUCACCUUGCAACGACACCGAGCAAGGGAUAUGGAGAACUUCGGCGCCGAAUACUAUUGCGAAAGGACUCGAGCUUUUACUUAUGGAGAAGACAAACUUGGAGCCUUGGACUUGAACGUCACCGACUUGGGUUGAAGAAGGAAUUAUUGGACAAUUUCCCUGCGUUAAGCUCAAAAGUAAUCGGUGGUGAAGAUGUUUAA
Molecule: messenger RNA, 291 nt
Organism: Morchella importuna
Lineage: Eukaryota; Fungi; Ascomycota; Pezizomycetes; Pezizales; Morchellaceae
Exons: 4
Coding region: 1-291 (96 amino acids)
Source: RefSeq, a predicted model, not a curated record